AUGGCUUGUAAAAGUUCAAUUAUCUCUCACAAAUUGAGUAAAUAUGAUUUGGGUGAUCUAGAAUGGACCAAUAGUAUUCCAGAGUGUCCAGUAUACCAUCCAUCAGAGCAGGAGUUUGAGAAUCCUUUAGUUUAUCUACACAAGAUUGCUCCUCAGGCUUCUAAAUAUGGUAUAUGCAAAAUUGUUUCUCCAAUUGCUGCCUUGAAUCCUGCUGGUUCUGUCUUAAUGAAUGAGAAGAGGGACUUCAAGUUUGAAACAAUUGUACAGCCUCUUCGGCUAUCUAAAUGGAAUGAUGAGAAGGAUAUAAUAACCUUUUCUAUGAGAGGAAGAAAAUAUACAUAUCAUGAAUUUGAAGCUCUAGCAAACAAGGUCUUUUUCAGUAGAUUUUGCAGUUCUGAAGGUCUUCCUUGUUCAUAUGUGGAAAAAGAGUUCUGGCGUGAGAUGGUGCAUAAAGAUAAAGGAACAGUUGAGUAUGGAAUCAAUGUUGAGGGUAGUGCCUUUUCAUGUGAUCCUCAUGACAGGCUUGGAACAAGCAAAUGGAAUUUGCAGAAUUUCUCACGGCUGUUGCAGUCCCCAUUGCGUUUAGUUGACAAGGAAAUUCCAGGAAUAACUGAUCCUAUGCUUUACAUUGGGAUGCUGUUCAGUAUGUUUGCAUGGCAUGUAGAAGAUCACUAUUUGUACAGCAUAAAUUAUCAUCACUCUGGUGCAAAUAAAACUUGGUAUGGGGUACCUAGCUAUGCAGCCUCUCAAUUUGAAAAGACUAUCUUACAUCAUGUGUAUUGCAAUAAGAUCUUAACAAAACAAGGAGAGGAUGAAGCAUUCAGAUUUCUUGCACAUAAAACAACCAUGUUCCCUCCAAAUGUCUUGUUACAACAUGAUGUGGCAGUUUACAAGGCUGUGCAGAAGCCAGGAGAGUUUGUCAUCACCUUUCCUAGAGCAUAUCAUGCUGGAUUUAGUCAUGGUUUUAACUGUGGAGAAGCAGUAAACUUUGCUAUUGGUGAUUGGUUUCCACUUGGAGCUGCAGCUAGCAGGCGUUAUGCACAUCUUAAAAUGUUGCCUAUGAUUCCUUAUGAGGAACUACUUUGUAAAGAGGCAAUGCUGGUUUACAAGUCCUCAAAAGUCAGAAGUUCCAAGAACAAACCUGAAGACAUGGCAUCUUAUCAUGCUAUUGUGCUGUCUUUCUUGCAUCUUAUGCAAUUUUAUAAGGCAUCACUAUUGCGAUUGAAUAGUCCAAGAAAAUUGUCAAGCUCUUCAAAUACAUUAGGUUCUCUGAUAUGCAGCCUUUGCCAUAAGGAUUGUUAUGUAGCUUACUUGCAGUGCAAGUACUGCUAUUCUCAUCCAAUUUGUCUUUUUCAUGACAUUGCAUCACAGACUUGUUUAUGUGGGAGAAAAUAUACUAUUUUUAAGAGGAAUGACAUGUUGGCACUGGAAGAUGCAGCCAAAAGUUUUGAGCAGAAUAAUCCUUGGCAUGAAGAAAAAAGUCCACGAGGAAUUGCUAAUUCUCAAGCAGCAGCAUCUAAACUGAAAACAAGAGUAACGGACAGCAUUAAGCACAAUGUUGAAAAGAAUAACAAGACAACAAUGAAGCAUUGUAGAAACAAUGGACCUCCAUCAGUGAAGAGAACCAAGAGACCACGAAUCAUUUAUAAAUCGAGAAAAAGUGAAUCAAAACUGAUCGAAUGA
Molecule: messenger RNA, 1683 nt
Organism: Gastrolobium bilobum
Lineage: Eukaryota; Viridiplantae; Streptophyta; Magnoliopsida; Fabales; Fabaceae
Product: lysine-specific demethylase JMJ13-like
Exons: 9
Coding region: 1-1683 (560 amino acids)
Biological process (GO): chromatin remodeling
Cellular component (GO): nucleus
Molecular function (GO): histone demethylase activity
Source: RefSeq, a predicted model, not a curated record